AGCUCUCUGAGCGCUCAGGAGCCCUUCUCUCUGCAGGCAGAGUAGAGCUGCGUCCUUAGACUGGGACUUGUAGGGGAAGGAGGGUAGAGGGAAGCAAUAGUUCCGGGGGAACGCGUUUCCCAGCCGGGAGCGACGCGCGGUCUGUGGGUGAUGCAAUGGCAGUGACAGCGGAGCCGUGGGGAGAGCGGAGCUGAGCUGAGUUCUCCUUGUUGCUGCUGGUUUGAAUCUACAAACUGAAGACUUGGAAGACAUUAAAUUUAACUGAAUUGUAAAUAAAUAAAACUUCUGCAGUCUGGCAAAAUGGCUGAUAGUCUGAACUGUCACUUGGAAUCUCUGAGUCCGCUUGAGCUGUUUGAAAGAGUGACUGAACAAGGGGAGAAAGUCAGAGCACUUAAAGCAGGAAAAGCACCAAAGGAUGAAAUUGAUGCAGCAGUGAGGAUGCUGUUAUCGUUAAAACUGUCAUAUAAGACAACAACAGGGCAAGAUUAUCAGGCAGGCUUGCCACCAAAAGACCUUGUAUUAAUGAACAAUGGUACAUCUAAAGAAGAGGAAGAGGAUUUUGUGGACCCCUGGAAUGUGCAGACAUCAAAUGCUAAAGGCGUGGAUUAUGACAAACUCAUAGUUCGGUUUGGCAGCAGUAAAAUUGACACAGAUCUGAUCAACCGAAUAGAAAGAGCUACUGGGCAAAAACCUCACCGCUUUCUACGUAGAGGAAUCUUUUUUUCUCACAGAGAUAUGGACCAAAUCCUUGAUGCUUAUGAAAAUAAGAAGUCCUUUUACCUUUACACGGGCAGAGGGCCAUCCUCUCAAGCAAUGCAUAUUGGUCAUCUUAUCCAAUUUAUAUUUGCAAAGUGGCUGCAAGAAGUAUUUGAUGUGCCCUUAAUUAUACAGUUAACUGAUGAUGAGAAAUACCUUUGGAAGGACUUAACAACUGAGAAGGCAUAUGAAUAUGCUAAAGAAAAUGCAAAAGACCUCAUUGCAUGUGGUUUUGACAUCAAUAAAACCUUUAUAUUUUCUGAUUUAGACUAUUUGGGGACAAGUACUGGAUUCUACAAAAACAUUGUCAAAGUUCAGAAGCACGUUACAUUUAAUCAAGUGAAAGGAAUCUUUGGCUUUACAGACAGUGACUGCAUUGGAAAGAUCAGCUUUCCUGCUAUUCAAGCUGCUCCAUCCUUCAGUUCAUCCUUUCCACAGAUCUUCAAUGGCAAGGAAAACAUUCAGUGUCUUAUCCCAUGUGGAAUCGAUCAGGAUCCUUAUUUUAGAAUGACCCGAGAUGUAGCACCUAGGAUUGGACUGCCUAAACCAGCCUUACUGCACUCAGUCUUCUUCCCAGCCUUGCAAGGAGCACAGACAAAAAUGAGUGCAAGUGACCCAAACUCCUCCAUCUUCCUCACAGAUACACCCAAACAAAUCAAGACAAAGAUUAACAAGCAUGCCUUCUCAGGAGGCAGAGAUACUAUUGAAGAGCACAGGAAAUAUGGAGGGAACUGUGAUGUUGAUGUUUCUUUUAUGUACCUGACUUUCUUCCUUGAAGAUGAUGACAGGCUUGAACAACUGAAACAGGCAUACACAAGUGGGGAAUUGCUCACAGGGGAGCUGAAGAAGGUUCUUAUAGAGACAUUGCAGCCCUUUGUAGCAGCUCAUCAAGAGAGACGGAAACAAAUUACAGAUGAAAUGGUGAAGCAGUUCAUGACUCCCCGGAAGUUGGCUUUUGACUUCUGAAGAAAUGCAUAUGUAACUUCCCACUACUUGGUAAACCAAAAUCUAGUAGCUCUUGUCUUCUGUUGUCAUCACUCCCCAGUAACGUACAGCCUACAUCUGUGCUAAAUAAAUACUGCUUUCAAUAAGUCAAUUACAAUUAGGUUAGAGUACAGGAAAAAUUUAAAGACUCGCAUCUGUUCAAAAUCAGUAUGUACAUGACAGAAUUACCCAAUCUUGCAGAAAAGCAUGUCUAUCAGCACAACACUGUAUUUUAUUGUAUUUCAUGUUGAAAGCAUAAAUAAAACUUUUGUUUUGAUGAUAAAGCCUAACUUGUAAACUGUUUUAGAUAUUUUGGUAGGAGGUCAUAUCUCAAACUAAUAACUAGUAGUGCCAUUCUCCUUUGUCCUGUGUACUUGAUUUACUAGGCUGCAUGUCCUUUCAGGCUACUGGGAACAUGCUGUACACAAAAAGAUAGCUAAUGUUACAAAGUAGAUUACAGAGUGGUUUAGGCCUGGGAUCAGUAAGGGAGGAAUAGAGAUCUGUGAGCUGAACACGGGAGAAAGAAUAUCAGCCUGGGUUUGCUAUCAUCUUCCUCUUUGACCUGAGGUGAGUUGCAGAACUCUCACUGUAUUUUUGUUUCCACAGCUACUUAACUGGUCUGACUGCCUCUGGAGGGAGGAGAUUAUCACAGGGUUAUAAAAUUCCUUCACAUUCUCAGGUGGAAGAUAUCUAUAUAUAUAUAGAUAUGCAAAUUUAAUUUCUAGUUAUAAAAAAUAGCAAGUACUUUGAAAAUUAAGUUGCUGCUGGACACAGGGACUUCUAGUACUGUCUGUGCUGUUUUACUACACCAAGUCACUUAAACUAGGGGUAAUUAUUUUAAGAUGUAUUCAUUGAGAAAGUAUACUUUGUUAAAAUACCUCUUGUAAUAUUUAAUUAUAUCCUUUCAUAAAAAGAAGUGUCUUUGCUAUGAUUCAUGGAAGAAAAAUUCUAAUUAUUAGCUAAUUUGUUUUAAUAUAUAUAUAGUGCUGAAUGGAAACUGUCUUGUAUUUAUGUAGAAUGGAAAGUUUCUAGCCCAGACAUAGUCUUAUCUACAUCGAAUAAAAAUACCAUUGAUAACGUAGGUGGGUAUUGGUGUGUGGUAUUUGCAAAUCAUUUACAAAUGUAAGGAAGGCAUUUGAAUUAGAUGUGAAAGAUUAAAAUUUUAACAGGUUCUGUACUCUGUGAGACCGAGUGGAUAUAUAUCAAGUGUAGCAUUGUUUGAAUGUUUUAAUUUUUAAUGUAAACCUUAGAAGUCAGCUGAUUACACUUGGGGUGAGGGAGACGUUUCAAGGUUGAGACUUCUCACUGACUUCAGCAGCCCCUGGUUCAGCCUGUUGGUCCCUAAGAAGAUGCAGAUGCUGUGCUCCUGGUGUUGCCUGGAGCUGGUGCCCUCCUAUCAGCAGCAGCUCUGCAAGGCAGCACACAAGGUCCUCUCCAGCAGUGCCCUUGGGUUGCUGAAGAGGAAAUGUCUGUGUAAGAAAGCUCCCUUGAUAGUUUGAGCUUGUGCGAGGAAUCAAGGACAGACUGAAGUGCAAGGCAAGUUUAGUCCUAUUGCAUAUGUUGCAAACCUGUGCUGAAAAUAACAGUGUUUCACUUUUGCCUUUUUAUUUACAGUUUGUGUGAGCUGGCAUCACUCCAAUAUAACUAUUGAAUUCAAUGCAUUAAAGUAAAUGUUUAUCAGUGACUGUCUCUCUAUAACCCACAGACGUGGGGUGCUUGCAAGUGUAAACGAGAGUUUAAUAAUAAGUAGAAAAGUUGGGGUUUUUUUAAGCUGCAAAGUAAUUCUUAGAAAAGAAAAAUAGCUACUUAAAUUGAGUAAUAAACUGAUUCUUGGUUCCUGUAGGCUUUAAUGGUGAUCUUCCUGUUCUUACAGUCCACAUAUUGUCAUCUUUAGUCUAUACAGAAGAUACGACUUAAAUUAACUUUGUAAGGGAUUUUACAAACUCUCAUAAUGCAAAGUUAUUCUUUAGCAUAUUAUAUGCAGAUCUGUUCUGCAGGAUUUAUUUAAUUUAUUCUGGAAAGGAAAAUAACUGUAGGAAUAGUAGUGUGUUCUAUUCUAACUAAGCAUGUGGAUUGAUUUUAUAAGAUAGCAAUUAAAAUCGGUUUGAAAAGAAAGGAAAGUGAUAGCAAAACUAUUUAGGUUUUGUUUUCUGAGUUCUUGUUUACCUUGCUCUAGUACUCAGUCACAUUCUUGCAGACAUGCUUCUGAAAUUAUACUUGUCAGAGGAGUCUUGAUAAAUUUCUAAAUCCAUUGUAAUUAUAAUUCAUGUCCCAGAAGUAUUUAAGAGCCAAGACAAGGCAGUCUUUAAAAACAUGAUGAAAAUGCCUCAAAAUGUUAUCAGAUGUUCUUACAUCUUACUCAGUUUGUUUACAUAUUGUUCAUCUCUAAUAAAAAUGUAGAUAAAAGUCU
Molecule: messenger RNA, 4150 nt
Organism: Calypte anna (Anna's hummingbird)
Lineage: Eukaryota; Metazoa; Chordata; Aves; Apodiformes; Trochilidae
Gene: WARS1
Product: tryptophanyl-tRNA synthetase 1
Exons: 11
Coding region: 301-1722 (473 amino acids)
Biological process (GO): tryptophanyl-tRNA aminoacylation
Cellular component (GO): cytoplasm
Molecular function (GO): ATP binding; tryptophan-tRNA ligase activity
Source: RefSeq, a predicted model, not a curated record